AUGGGGAAGGGGAUGGGACGCGAUAAAUAUGAACCUGCAGCCGUUUCAGAACAUGGUGACAAAAAGGCCAAGAAAGAGAGGGAUAUGGAUGAGUUGAAGAAAGAAGUAUCUAUGGAUGACCAUAAACUUAGCCUUGAUGAGCUUCAUCGCAAAUAUGGAACAGACUUGAGCCGAGGUUUAACACCUGCUCGAGCUGCAGAGAUCCUGGCCCGAGAUGGUCCCAAUGCCCUCACCCCUCCUCCCACUACUCCUGAAUGGGUCAAAUUCUGUCGGCAGCUGUUUGGGGGGUUCUCAAUGUUGCUGUGGAUUGGAGCAGUUCUUUGCUUCUUGGCUUACGGCAUUGUAGCUGCCACAGAAGAGGACCCUAGUAAUGAUAAUCUCUAUCUUGGUGUGGUGCUGUCAGCUGUUGUCAUCAUCACGGGUUGUUUCUCCUACUAUCAAGAAGCGAAAAGUUCGAAGAUCAUGGAAUCCUUCAAAAACAUGGUUCCUCAGCAAGCUCUCGUGAUUCGAAAUGGUGAAAAAAUGAGCAUCAACGCCGAAGAAGUUGUUGUUGGGGAUCUGGUGGAAGUGAAAGGUGGAGACAGAAUCCCUGCAGAUUUGAGAAUCAUUUCUGCGAACGGCUGCAAGGUGGAUAACUCCUCGCUCACUGGAGAAUCCGAGCCUCAGACCAGGUCUCCGGAUUUCACAAAUGAGAACCCUCUGGAGACAAGGAACAUUGCCUUUUUUUCAACCAACUGUGUUGAAGGCACAGCACGUGGUAUUGUUGUAUACACUGGGGAUCGCACUGUGAUGGGACGAAUUGCCACACUUGCUUCUGGACUACAAGGUGGUCAGACUCCUAUUGCUGCAGAAAUCGAGCAUUUCAUCCACAUCAUCACGGGUGUGGCUGUGUUCCUUGGCGUGUCUUUCUUCAUCCUCUCUCUGAUCCUGGAGUACACUUGGCUUGAGGCUGUCAUUUUCCUCAUCGGCAUCAUUGUAGCUAAUGUGCCAGAAGGCUUGCUGGCCACUGUCACGGUGUGUCUGACGCUUACUGCCAAGCGCAUGGCAAGGAAAAACUGCCUGGUGAAGAACUUGGAAGCUGUGGAGACCUUGGGGUCCACAUCUACCAUCUGUUCUGACAAAACUGGAACCUUGACUCAGAACCGGAUGACUGUUGCUCACAUGUGGUUUGACAAUCAGAUCCAUGAAGCUGAUACUACAGAGAACCAGAGUGGUGUCUCAUUCGAUAAGACAUCAGCGACCUGGGUUGCUCUGUCGAGAAUUGCAGGUCUUUGUAACAGGGCAGUGUUCCAGGCUAAUCAGGAAAAUCUACCUAUUCUCAAGCGGGCAGUUGCCGGAGAUGCCUCUGAGUCAGCCCUCCUGAAGUGCAUUGAGGUGUGCUGCGGUUCGGUGAAGGAGAUGAGGGAGCAGUACGCCAAGAUUGCAGAGAUACCUUUCAACUCCACCAACAAGUACCAGAACCUCUGCUUUGUUGGCCUCAUCUCCAUGAUUGACCCUCCCCGUGCUGCUGUUCCUGAUGCUGUGGGCAAAUGCCGAAGCGCUGGAAUUAAGGUCAUCAUGGUUACAGGAGACCACCCAAUCACAGCCAAAGCCAUUGCCAAAGGUGUGGGCAUCAUCUCAGAGGGCAAUGAGACUGUGGAAGACAUUGCUGCCCGCCUCAACAUCCCAGUGAGCCAGGUGAACCCCAGAGAUGCCAAGGCCUGUGUGGUCCAUGGAAGUGACCUGAAGGACAUGAACGCUGAGCAGCUGGAUGACAUUCUCAAGUACCACACUGAGAUUGUGUUUGCCAGAACCUCCCCUCAGCAGAAACUCAUCAUCGUGGAGGGCUGCCAGCGCCAGGGUGCCAUUGUGGCUGUAACUGGUGAUGGUGUGAAUGACUCUCCAGCAUUGAAGAAGGCAGACAUCGGGGUUGCCAUGGGAAUUGCUGGCUCAGAUGUGUCUAAACAAGCUGCUGACAUGAUUCUUUUAGAUGACAACUUUGCUUCAAUUGUGACUGGAGUUGAGGAAGGUCGUCUGAUCUUUGAUAACUUGAAGAAAUCCAUUGCCUAUACCCUCACCAGUAACAUUCCUGAGAUCACCCCCUUCCUGAUAUUUAUUAUUGCAAACAUUCCACUCCCACUGGGGACCGUCACCAUCCUCUGCAUUGAUUUGGGCACUGACAUGGUUCCUGCCAUCUCUCUGGCAUACGAGCAAGCUGAGAGUGAUAUCAUGAAGAGACAGCCCAGAAAUCCCAAAACAGACAAACUGGUGAAUGAGAGGCUCAUCAGUAUGGCCUAUGGACAGAUUGGUAUGAUCCAGGCGCUGGGAGGCUUCUUCACUUAUUUUGUGAUUCUGGCUGAGAAUGGCUUCCUCCCCUUUGACCUCCUGGGCAUCCGAAUGGACUGGGAUGACCGCUGGGUCAACGAUUUGGAAGACAGCUACGGGCAGCAGUGGACAUACGAGCAGAGGAAAAUCGUGGAGUUUACCUGCCACACUGCCUUCUUUGUCAGCAUUGUGGUGGUGCAGUGGGCUGAUCUGAUCAUCUGCAAGACCAGAAGGAAUUCUGUCUUCCAGCAGGGGAUGAAGAACAAGAUCUUAAUAUUUGGCCUCUUUGAAGAGACGGCCCUUGCUGCUUUCCUUUCCUACUGCCCUGGCAUGGGAGUGGCCCUGAGGAUGUAUCCCCUCAAACCUACCUGGUGGUUCUGUGCCUUCCCUUACUCACUUCUCAUCUUCGUGUAUGAUGAAGUCAGAAAGCUCAUCAUCAGGCGAAGCCCUGGCGGCUGGGUGGAGAAGGAAACUUACUACUAGUCCCCCGUCCUGCACGCCGUGGAGCAUCAUACCACAUUCUGCAUCCAUCACCCACCCACCCCACUUUGUGUACUUCAGUCUUGGAAUUCGGAACCUAGUAGGAAAGCACCGAAGCAUGUGGGGGAAGUGAGGCAUCCCAGAAUGAAGCAUGUAGAUAUAUGGGGGGAGGGGGGAGGGCUGCCUGAAAAUCAUCCGUCUGUGGGAAAGGUUUUUAUGUGCCUUUUUGUUUUUGUAAAAAAGGAAAACCUGGAAAGACUGACUACAUUUUAUAUCUGGAUUUUUACAAAUAAAGAUGGCUGUUAUAAUGGAA
Elephantulus edwardii (Cape elephant shrew) is the source of this 3097-nucleotide messenger RNA. Its product is annotated as sodium/potassium-transporting ATPase subunit alpha-1-like. Gene Ontology annotation, cellular component: membrane. The coding region runs from base 1 to 2787 and encodes 928 amino acids. NCBI's taxonomy places the organism in Eukaryota, Metazoa, Chordata, Mammalia, Macroscelidea, Macroscelididae. Gene Ontology annotation, molecular function: ATP hydrolysis activity; ATP binding; P-type sodium:potassium-exchanging transporter activity. Gene Ontology annotation, biological process: intracellular potassium ion homeostasis; sodium ion export across plasma membrane; proton transmembrane transport. The record is from RefSeq and is a predicted model, not a curated record. The transcript has 21 exons.